AUGUCUAAUAGUUUAUCACCUACUGCUGCUGCAGCAGAAGACAAUGUUUCCGAUGAUGAAAAAGAGGACGAACAAGCAAAUAAUUCCAUUCAAAAGAAAGAAGAUGCCAAGGUUGAAAAAGAACUAGAUCGAGUGACUGAUCGUGUUGAUGAAGAAGAUCUUGGUUCGGAAAAAAUAGGAAAUGCUUUAACUGCCAUUAAUGACAAGCGUCACAUUGAUGAAUCAAAACGUAAAGCCGAACAAGCCGUUUUAGCUAAUGUUAAAAUUCGAAAAGAAGAUGUUGAACUUAUUAUUCAAGAACUUGAAUUACCAAGAUCGAAAGCUGAGAAAAUCUUACGUCAACAUCGUGGAGACGUUGUGGCUACAUUGAAGGCACUCGUCAACGCAUAA
This is a messenger RNA of Rotaria socialis, 390 nucleotides long. The record is from the annotation of a GenBank genome assembly. Lineage: Eukaryota; Metazoa; Rotifera; Eurotatoria; Philodinida; Philodinidae.